AUAUAUAAAAUAUAAAAAAGGAGGAAUCUGAAUGUAGGGUUAUGGAGUUAUGUUGUGUAAACGCAGUGGUAUGGGUGAGCACUAGAGGCUGUGUAAUGAAUGGUAGAAUUGGAUCCAAUGGCAUAGAUGGAUAAAGGUGGGCGUAUAAAUGGAAAUUAGGCGUACAUAUAGCAGGUUGAAAAAACUGAUCAGGAUGCCGUACCAGAAAAACAUGAACGAGGAAGGCAAAGCCAAAAUCAGAAAACCCAAACCCAGUUUAAUUUCAUCUAUCACCACCAAUUCCCAGACACUCUUCUCCGCCAUGGCGCGAAAACCUCUUCUUAAGCAAACCCUAGCUACGCUCUUCCUCCUCUUCGUCCUCUAUGCAAUCUUCAACGCCUUCUUCCACCCCACCUAUUCCUCCGCCUUCGACUCCCCCUUCUCCUUCAACUCCGCCUCCUCCGUCCUCCUCGCUGCCAGCGGCGCUAAAUUCCCCACCGUAAAAGUCUUCCUCUACGAUCUCCCCAGCAGGUUCACCCACGGUGUCAUCCGCCAUCACGCCCUCGCGCGUGGUGCACACUUCUCCCAACAACCCGAUGACGUCUCCUCCCUCAAGUACCCUGGCCACCAGCAUAUGGCCGAGUGGUACCUCUUUGCCGAUCUCUCCCGAGCCGAUUCCGAACGAUCAGGCUCGCCCGUGGUUCGCGUCAUGGAUCCCGAGGAAGCCGAUUUCUUCUUCGUGCCGUUCUUCUCGUCGCUGAGUCUGAUCGUGAACCCGCCUCGACCUCCUGGCUCCGGUGCAAGUUUGGAGAAACCGAUCUACAGCGACGAGGAGAAUCAGGAGGCGCUGGUGGAGUGGCUUGAGGAGCAGGAGUAUUGGAAGAGGAGCAACGGGAGGGACCACGUGCUCGUGGCUUCGGAUCCGAAUGCGAUGUACCGGGUUAUCGACCGGAUAAAAAAUUGUGUGCUGCUUGUCUCAGAUUUCGGGCGGUUGCGACCCGACCAGGGAUCGCUGGUGAAGGAUGUUGUUGUACCCUACUCGCACCGCAUCAAAACGUACCCUGGUGAUGUUGGUGUCUCCGAUCGCAAGACCUUGUUAUUUUUCAUGGGCAAUCGGUAUCGCAAAGAGGGAGGGAAAAUCCGUGAUAUACUCUUUCAAAUUCUUGAAAAUGAGAAGGAUGUCAUAAUAAAGCAUGGAGCACAAUCCAGAGAGAGUCGGCGGGCAGCUUCACAAGGAAUGCAUACAUCAAAGUUCUGUUUACAUCCUGCUGGAGAUACUCCAUCAGCCUGCCGACUGUUUGAUGCUAUAGUUAGCUUGUGCAUCCCAGUCAUUGUCAGUGAUAGUAUUGAGUUGCCUUUUGAAGAUACUUUAGACUACAGAAAAUUUGCCGUGUAUGUAGAAACUACUUCUGCUAUAAAGCCAGGAUAUUUGGUGUCAAAAUUGAGAGCUCUGUCCAAACAAAAAAUCUUAGAAUACCAAAAGGAACUAAAGGAGGUUAAGCGAUACUUCGAAUAUGAAGAACCCAACGGGACAGUUAAUGAGAUCUGGCGCCAAGUUACAAAAAAACUUCCCUUGAUUAAAUUGAUGAUUAACCGUGAGAAAAGGCUUUUUGGAAGGGAGUCGGUGUGCUCUUGCGUAUGCACAAACCAGACUGCGGUUAGAACCCUAUAGCACUUGUCCUUCUAUCAUGUUUGGCAUUCCGUGAAAUCAGUGGUCAGUUUUGUCAGGACGUUCCGAGGUGAUGAGGACACAUUUGAAUGAGCGAUAAUGAUGGUUGUAAAUAUGGUUUCUCUCAUUUCGCAUAUGGGUGACUUGACGAAACUUGAUAAUCUCAGUCUACUCAACAACUUGUCCACCAGGGAAUGCUUAUGAGAUAUACAACAGAAAGUUAUAUCUGCAAUUAUCAUUAUCCAUUACAUUAAAAGUCCUUUCAUGUAGUGUGGGGUUUGACUCAAGUACGAUAUGUCGAGUCUUCUGUGCAUAGAUUGUCACCUGAUAUGUACUGCGAGUAUACCCAACAAGUUCUGUUGUAGAUUCCAGUAUGCCCCUUUUAAGUUUAAGCGUUCAGAUUUAGAGUAGGAAGGAAAAUUAACAUUAUAGCGUGAUUGAACUGUACAGGAUGAGAAUAAAGGCAUUAUUAUUCUUUUGCAUCAUAAUAUAGUCUCUUUCUUGGUUUGAUUA
Molecule: messenger RNA, 2161 nt
Organism: Vigna umbellata (rice bean)
Lineage: Eukaryota; Viridiplantae; Streptophyta; Magnoliopsida; Fabales; Fabaceae
Product: putative arabinosyltransferase ARAD1
Molecular function (GO): glycosyltransferase activity
Source: RefSeq, a predicted model, not a curated record